Symsagittifera roscoffensis is the source of this 4022-nucleotide messenger RNA. RefSeq lists its product as uncharacterized. The record is from RefSeq and is a predicted model, not a curated record. Lineage: Eukaryota; Metazoa; Xenacoelomorpha; Acoela; Convolutidae.
CAAAUUUGAAGCUAUUGAAUGUUCCCGAAACCUUCAAAUUCGACGCCUUGAAUCUCUCUGCUUCACUUAGAUCUACUAAAGAAAUUUCGAAAUUCGCAGACAGUUGGAUGAAGUUUUUUCCAAGUGUUUACAAAGAUGAAGCAGAAAUCAAAACUUCUCAUAAUUACCCAGGUGACAAGCCAGAUAUUCGUCUGGUGUCACAAAUACAAAGUGAUUAUUCUGAUUUUGAGACUGCGUUUGUCCAGAAUGCCGUUUCGGUAAUACAAGAGUACCUGAAAAUGACAUACCUGUGUAACUUUUUACCAGUUGCUGUAGACAUCCCGAGUACUUUAUUAGAUCGGAUUCAGUCAGAGCUAAUCGAAAGCAAAAUUCAGACACAGAGAGGCUUUGUACCUUACUCGUGGAGUAGUGCAAUUCCUUCAGUUUGCUUCUUCAAUUUUGAAGAUGUGCAAAUGAAUAAUGUUGAAUUUCGCGUGAUGGUAGUUUUGCUGUGGAUAAACAUCAGCGAAAACCAGAGGAACAAGUUUCAAACUGGGCUUCUUUCUUUGAUCACUAGAGCAACCAUAAAAUUAGCCAUUGUUCAGAACGCUGGUUACACUAACGACAACAUAAAACAGGAGGAAGAGGCGCAAAACACAAAGAUCAGACUGGAAUUGGAAAAGUUGUUGAAAUAUCUUGAAUCGGGAAAAAGUUUAAUCGUUGGGACCAUUUACUACAACUUUAUGCCAUUCAAAUUGAUAACCCACUCAAAUCAAUUGAAAAUUCGCCAACCAAAAAUAAAAGGCAUCAAUCUUCUCGAAGGACCCGGAGGUGAUCUUGUUUUCCAGUUACACGAUGUCUACAAAAAAGAACACCUGGAAGAGCUAAUUAAAUGUGGAAUUACACGUGUACUUAUCUUGGGCGAUGUUGGGAAUUUCCAUUUUUACACGGUGGAAUAUUUUUGGAGCACAUAUCUCAUUUUUCAGUCUGACCAUUUUGCUAAUCAAUUUGAAGUUCAUCUGUUCCAUGCUAACGUUUAUCAUGAGUUCAACUAUCUUCUCAGAUGGAAUCAGUUUCUACGUGAGCAGACUCAGAACAAAUUACCAAAUCAAAUGGAACUUGCUGCAGAAACUCUUUGGACACAGAAAACGCAGAUUCCGUCUUCGGGACCCAGUAGUAGAUGGAAGAAGUGGAAAUCAAAAGCAACCGAGUUCAAUCGUCUCAAAGACCCAUUCAAUGCUCUUAAAUUGUACCAGAACAUUGCUUUUUAUCUAAGCUGCGAGAUCACGAUGCGUGACGAAAAAACUAUUGACAAAAAAAGCGUGACAAUGUCCGUUAAAAAUGGUCCAAAACAAAUGGCUAAGCUUCUGACCAACAACAGCGAAAUAUUUUUGAAUUGCAUGAGCGCAUGGACACAAAAGUUUAUGGACGCAAACAGGGAGGAAUUAUCGCUCGAAUUCUGUGGUUUUUACGCUAUUUCCUAUUCACUUAUGGCAAUCUGGAUAUACCCGUUCUGGCAUCGGAGCUACGAACUGAUAAGAGAAAUCAGGACUAGGAUUGCAAAUGACAGUUUCAAUGAAAAUGAUUCUUUGCUCGAGAAAUUGAUCGAACAAGAUAUGCAUACAGGAGCAAUAACUGGUUUACGCGGUGAAAAUUUCGAAUGGUCGUUAGAUUCUGACUCCGUUGCAGAGUUAAAACGAAUCGACGAACAACGACUUGAAUACAAAAAAAGCAUCAUGAGCUAUCUGAAAUCACUGGAAAUAAUCGGGCAACGAAAGGAAUUGGCACGUUGCUUAGCUGACUUCGCGCAGAAAAGUUUGAUGACAAUUGAAGAAGAUAGAUCAGAUACAACUGACAUCCUCGAAUACUGGAUUUUCAAAAUGUCAAGCCUUAUAAACCUGAACGAUUUCUCUAUUCGCUGUGCUUUGGAAGCACUGGAGUGGCUUCCAAAUCAGAAAUUUGCAACAGACAUAUUAAGUACGUCUUUACUUGUCUUGACCGAAGGAGUUAGUGAGGCUAAAGAAAUUGCCAAAGAAAUAGGAGAACAGCAAUUCUUCAAAUGGUCUGCCAGACGUCCAAUUGCGCCAAAAAACUUUCGGAGGAGUCAUAUUUGGAAAGAUGUAAGAAACAAAUGUUUGAGUACGGAGACAACGACGAGCGAUGUCAGCCUUAACGAAGUCGACAAAAAAAAUAAGCUUCCUGAUUGCUCUUUGCCUGAUAUUAGGCUGGAUACAGAAACAGUUGAAGCGACGAUUGAAACAAGACACAUGCUAAAAACCAGAGUAACUUCAAGCGGAAAAAUCGUUAGGAUCAACAAGCAAAAUGGCCAAAAUUUGGUCUCUGUUGAGUUUCCAAGAGGAUGCGUAAUCGGAGAAAGACCAAUAUCUCUGGAGUUUCUUGGAGUUCAAGAUGAAAUGUUUGACUUAGCCGCAGAUAGCAUCACCUACCCCCAAGAUAAAAAAACUGAUAAAGUUGAACUACAGGGGAAAAUGUUGACAGACAUCCUUCGACUAACGCAACCAAUGGAUUGCGUUUUUCUCAUCCCUGUAGCAGUGCGUUUUCCCCUCUCGACAAAACAGCGAGAACUGUUUGAAGAAUACAAACGUGAUGAUAAAAGUCUACAGCGACGGACAAUAGAAUUGUCGGAAAAAUCAAUUGAGAUAAGAACGACAGUGUUUUCCGAUAUUGGGCUCUUCUUGAAUGAAAACGAAUCAGUUGUGAGUGCUCUUGGAAUUGGAUCGAAAGCCGGCCAGUUCUUCACUGAAGAUGAAUUUUACCUAAAGAUAAAACAACAAUCACCAACUAAUCCACGUGCGAACGAAUUUGACCUCGAGAUCAGAUGGGGAAAGUUUGACAUCGAGGAUGAGCGGCUCAGUUAUUUGAGAAAACCUAACUGGUUUUAUACAAAGCUUGACAACAUCCCCAAUCGCUCUUCUAAGUUUGCAGCUGAGCUAGAAGUCGAUGAUCGAGGCCCAUUCCUUCUUCAGAAAGCGAGAACACUAAAAAUAGAAAUGAUGCUCACAAAUUGCAGCUUCAGACCGCUUGAAAUUCAAUGCCAGUUUGAUACUGCUUUAACGACUAAACCAAUACUGAAAGUGAAAUCUGAGGUGUUCGGGGGCCCAAAUAUUGCAUAUUUCGAUCUUCUCAAUCAAAAUGAUCUACAAUCCCUGACAAGAGAUCAACAGCUUCCAAUGCCAAGUUGUUUUUUUGAAGCACUGAAACAAUUGAAACACGAUUGGAUACCCUUCCUUCUUGAAAACAGCUUCGUUGAAGCUCAAUGGUCUUUGGUCAAAUUUAUAAUUGAUGACAUUCAAUCCGAAGUUCAGUUCCGACUUCAGCGUGACCUUACUGACGAGGAAAAUAAGCAGCUUAAAGAGUGCGCUAAGAAAAACCUCGAAAACCAGACUAUUGACAGAAUAAAAACCGAAUUCUUAAAACCCGAUCCUUUUAACAUUGGACGCAAUUUUUUGGCUUUGAUGGACGAGAAUACCAAAAAACUGGCUUUGUGUCUAAUGUACGCACCACACAAUCAACUUCGAGAGUCCUUCAAGAAAUGCUUCGAGCCAGGGCAAUCUUACAGACUUAACCAGAACAACUUUCCCAAUACGUUUCUUGUGUGGCUUGGGGUUGACGUCCAAAAUCAAUUCAUGGAAUUGGACUGAGCAAAAACUUUGAAAAGCAACAACAAGCACAGAUGUCUUUUUGCAGCAAAGCAUAUCAAUUUGUUUUCAAUUCUAGGUAGUAUUUCUCCUCAUAAUAACAGUUUGGUUUGUUUAUCUUUACCAUUACCACUUAUCUGUGCACAUAGUAUUUGUACAUUUCUGAAUAUAUAGUUUCUCGAUUAAUUAAAAAAAAACUUGAUAAUGUGUUCUAUGCAAAGCAAACUGCUAUCCUUGUUUAGCUUUGAAUUUGUACAGUAAUCCAUAUUGAAUACACCGAAGGCCAGCCAUGAAAGUUUCAUAACUAAAAUUUUUAAUAUCUAAACUUAAUUCCAUUACAAUGAUUCCUUUACAAACCUGUAUUUAUAGUCAGUUGUUUCAUGU